GGAUCUUCGCAGAUGGGGAUGGUGCGAGCACCUCUCCUGCGGGACAGGGAUACGACCGGGCGUUAAGAGGAGGACACUGCGACAAGUGUGACUGAAGCAGUCGCUGUCAAUUAAGCGGACUCACCGACCCACAUCUAUAGAGCGAUGGCGGAUGUGGAAUUGGUGAAGAAGAUGCUACGGGCGGUGCUCCAGCCCAGUAAGAGUGGCGUGUCGCUGUCCCGCCUGCAGGUAGAGUAUAAAGACCUGACGGGUGAGCUCAUACCCUACAAACAGUUGGGUUAUGCCACGCUGGAUGCCCUCCUGCACAGCAUGCCCUCAGUCGUGAGACUGGAUAAAGGACAGGCUGGAGAGGUGGUAUGCCAUGCUACUGCAGGAAAUGAGAUGGCCCACAUUACUAAGCUUGCGGCCCGUCAGCGCACAGCAAAGAAAACUGGCCAGCCUCAAGUGGUGAACUGUCAAAUGAGAGUCAAACCUGCUGCUCCUCUGGUGCUGAAUGCCAAGCCAAGGACAUCUUUGAGACAGCCUGAUCAUCGGGGACGUCUGGGGCGAGGUGGAUGUCGUGGAGGGUUUCAUGGAGACACUCGCACAGGAAGCAUGAGGGACUCCCAGCCUGAUUGGAGAGGUGGCAAGCCCCACAGUACACCCCCAAACACACCCACAAGAAAACCUUCCAUUCCCUCCGAAAGAUCAGACAAAAGGAUGACCCUUCCCUCCAGAUUCCAGAAAGAAGUCCAUGCCCACCUUUCCAGAAACCCACAGCACAGCAAUGCCCCCUAUAACCUGAAUGAAAACACAACUCCAGCAAAACCUAGACUGCUUCAUUCUGCGCCGUACAGUCCCAAGCUGGUGCAGUCCCGUCUUAAAGACAUUCUGAACAAGCACAGCAAUGGCCUUUGGGUCUCCAAGCUGCCUCAGCUGUACCGGGAGCACUACAAACAAGAGCUAGACAGUGAAGCCCUCAAAGACCUGGAACACUGGACUCACAUCUGCACUGUUGAGAAACCAUGCAGCAGCAAACCUCAAGAAUUGCUACUCUACCCUGCUAAAGAAAUUCACCAGAGUACUACCCCACCCAGAGCUGCUACACCGCCCACACAUGACAAAUAUCAGUCCCAUCCGAAAAAACCUCAGAUUCAAAGAUCAUCUGCCACCUCCAGGCCUAGCACUCCGGCGUCCUCCAAGGCUCUAUCCCCAGACCUCAAGCAGAAGCUUAGAGAGCUGCUCUUGAAAUACAGCAGUGGUCUUUGGGCACACGCCCUGCCCAAACUCUACCAGGACACUUAUAAAUGCAAGCUACCAGAGUUUGUGCUGGACUACCUCACCCUGCUGUCAGAUAUAUGUACGAUUGACUACCCCAUGCCAGACAACCCCAAAAGAGCGAUCCUGUAUGCGAAAAUGAUGGAGGAUGAGAAUUGUAACCAGUCUGGAUUGGAUAUGCAGACAACAGAGACAACCGAGCAGUGUUCGAGCAACCACACUGUGCCCCCUCUUGUCAUCCCUAGAGAGGAGUACCCUUCUGUUUUGGUGGUGGAAGCAAAUGACACUAACAGUGUCAUUCUGAGAUACAUAGGUGAAGGUUACUCCAAAGCACAAGAGAAGUUGGAGGAUGAAAUGAGAGUGUUCUAUAGACAGGACAACACCAAGCUGGCUCUGACCUCACCCUCACCAGGUCAGCUUACUGCUGUACAUGCUGAGGAAGAGGAGGAGAUCCUGCGGGCAAAAGUGUGUGAGGUCAUGCCUGACAAAGUCAAGAACUUGGAUAUGAUGUUGAAACAGGUUUACUAUGUGGAUCAUGGCUUUUCUGAAGUCAUCAGCAAAAGCAAACUGCUAGAGCUGCAUGAGAAGUUUUUCAAAUUGCCUUUCCAAGCCACCAAAUGUAAACUAGCUGGCCUGGAGUCUUUCAGUCAUGAGCAGGCAGUGCUGAAGAUGUUUGAGUCCAUGGCCAGUGGCAAAAUCCUAUUGGCUGAGAUCUUAGAGCGUGAGGAAGUGCCUCUGGUGGUGCUGUAUGACACAUCACAAGAUGAUGAUAUCAACAUCAAUGCAGCCUGUAUGAAAGCUUUGCAAGACAAAUCCUUAGAGAGUACCCUAAAGGUGAACAGUGCCUAUAUGAAUGUGAGUGUGACCAGUGUUUGUUCAGAUGGGACGAUCUACUGUCAGGUGCCCUCCAGAGGUCUGUCUAAACUCAACGAAAUUCUGGAGAAGACUGAAAACUAUUUCCAUUCCCAGGUCACAUCAGAGUCGCUGGUUUCCCGGCCGUUCUGUGGCAAAAGCUGUUUGGCUCGUUAUAAAGGCAAAUGGUCCCGGGUGGAGAUAACAAACCUGCACGGCAGCCGUGUGUUGGACAUCUUGUUUGUGGAUGUGGGUGUCCAGGCAUCGGUCGAGGUCAUCGAGUUGAGAGAGAUCCCACCGCCUUUGCUGCGUGACCUCAUAUCCACCCCGCCCCAGGCACUGAAGUGUUGUUUGGCAGAUCUGCCUGUGAGUGUCGGCUCAUGGACUCCUGAUGCAGUACAGUGGCUGAGAGACACAGUUUUCCACUGCAGUGACUGCAGCUUGAAGAUUGCCAAGGUGGAUGAGACCAAACGGCUUGCUCAUGUUUACCUCUUCACCAGCAAGAACUUCCAUGACACAAGCUGCAGCUUGAACCAACAGCUGGCCAACUCUGAUCUGUGGAACCACCAGAAGGAUGUUUUCUUAGGCAGCAGAGGAUCUUCAAAAUCCUUGAUGAUCCCUGCCGCCAUCCCCACUUCCGGCCUCAACACUGAUGGAGGAUACAGAGCUCCACACACACCCAAGAGGAAGUCAUCUUCAACUGGAAGCCAGAGCACAUGUCCAGGCUCUCCACCUGAACACCUGGUUCUUCCACCACUGCUGGAGUUGCCUGAAGUUGGACAGAAUAUGGAUGUAUUUGUUUCAGUGGCAUGCCAUCCUGGGCACUUUGUGCUACAGCCGUGGCAGGAUAUGUACAAAUUGGUGGUUUUGAUGGGGGAGAUGAUUCUUUAUUAUAAUAAGAUAGAGGAAAAAACAUUUAAAGUGGAGAAGAACCAGGUCUGUGCUGCCAAGGUGGAAAACAAUUGGUACCGUGUUCUGGUGAAGGGAAUCCUGUCUAAUGGUAUGGUGUCAGUGUUUCAGCUGGACUAUGGUAAACAUGAGCUGGUAAGCUGCACCCAGCUCAGGCCCCUCAUCCAGGAGUUCUGCCAACUCCCCUUCCAGGCCAUCACUGCUCAACUGGCUGGUUUGAAGCCCAGGCAGUGGUCUGAGGAGGCCUCCAUUGUGUUCAGGAAUCAUGUUGAGAAGAAGCCUCUGGUGGCCCAGCUAGAAUCAGUGCAGGAGGCAUCACAGCCCUGGGGCCGCAAGGUUUUUAUCUACCUGGUGGACACUUCACAAGAGGAAAGAGACAUUUGGCUGCAUGACAUCAUGGCUGAAUUCACAGAUGAGCUCACUAAUGCGGCAUAGAAACCUCUUAUAGCUGUUAGAGUGAUUUUGAAAUGUUCUUAUGGCGGCGAUCAUUAGUUCUAUCCUGGGAUGCUAUAGAUUACUUUGCCAAACAUGACUUGGAUGCAGAUCUGUGUAAGAAAAUGUGAAUUGUAGAGUUUAAACUUUUAAGCCAAUAGUAUUGCAAUUUUUGGAACUUUUUUGCUGCCUGACUGAAGAAAAAAAAAAAAACUUUGGUGGGCAAAAGCUGUGAAGAUUAAUUGUCAAUGAAGGCAAGCUUUCAUCUUAUAUGGGACCUACAGCAAAGUUAAUCAUGAGAAAUGCAGCUAUACCAAACCCUGAAGCUAUAUAACAUAUUCCAAAUUAUAUGUAAUUAUUAUAAAUGUUUCAAUAGAUUAUAUACACUUGACUGUCCGGACUUUAUCUUGAAAGUGUACAAUGUGAUGGCAUGCUUCAUGCUUCAAGUAUAGCAUGUUAAAAAAAGUUGUCAGUUUACCAAUACACUACAUGGUCCAAAAGAGACUAACAACAACGCACAAUCUGCUCUAACUUGCACCAAGCUGAUAGUUCGUCAUUUCAAAAAUGGUUUACAUAAACACAUUUUUUGGAGUAUAAGGAUCUGAAAAGUUGUGUACAAGGCAAGAGGAACAUACCCGUCAUUUCCUCUGUGAAUAUGGCAAAGACUUUGCUCCAAACCUAUGUAUUUGGGCUUAAUUUAUUUAACUACUAAUAGAAUACUGGAGGCAUGUUUGGGGUUUGAUAAAAUGUGAUCAUCAAAUGUGUUUAUUUUCAUAGGAAAGGCAUAGCAAAUGAUUGAGUUUUAUUACCAAAAUAUGACAUUAUGGAUUCAAUUAAGACUUGAAAACAUUGUUGAUGUAGGAUUUAACCUGUGUUUAACUACAGAUGUGAAAUAUUUUAGAAAUAAAAAGGAGAAAAAUCACUUGUAGUAGCCUUAUAUUUAAAUGUAAGAAAUAUAUGUCCUUCACCUUUAAAGUUAAAGCUGAAGUGUGUAAUUUCUGCAAACAUAAAUAUUGCCUCUAGCGUAUGCUAUUAUCCAGCAAUGAUAUUGUUGUGGUUGCAAACUCAAACAAGAAUUUUUAUAAAACCACAGAAAAACAGCAUUUACAGUUUGAGAAAAUUAACCUACGAAUGGCUUACUUAUAGUUUUCUCUGCAUAUGAAGCUGGGAUAGGUGAAAGUAUUCUAAAGGGAUAGUUCACCCAAAAAUGCUAAUUCUCUCAUUAUUUACUCACCAUCAUGCCAUGCCAUAUGUGUGACUUUCUUUCUUCUGCAGAAAACAAUGAACAUUUUUAUAUGAAUAUCUCAGCUCUGUUGGUCCAUUCUAUUCAAGGGAAUGGUGGUGAGAACCAGUGAUUACAUUCAUGUGAUCAGAAGCUAUAUGAUAGGUGUGGGCGAGAAACAGAUCAAUAUUUAAGUCCUUUUUUACUAUAAAUCUCCACUUUCACUUCCACAUUGUUCUUCGUUUUUGGCGAUUCACAUUCUUUGUGCAUAUUGCCGCCUACUGGGCAGGGAGAAUUUAUAGUAAAAAAGGACUUAAAUACUUAUAUGUUUCUCACCCACACCUAUCAUUUUUCUUCUGAAGAUAUGGAUUAAACCACUGGAGUCGUAUGGACUACUUUUAUGCUGCCUUUAUGUGCUUUCUGGACCUUUUUGGUCACCAUUCACUUGCAUUGUGUGGACCCACAGAGCUGAGAUAUUCUUCUAAAAAUCUUUGUUUGUGUUCGGUAGAAGAAAGAGAGUCAUACAUCUGGUAUGGCAUGAGGGUGAGUAAAUGAUAACUUAAUUUUCACUUUUGGGUGAACUAUCCCUUUAACACUGAAAAAUUACACACUUCAGCUUGUAAACAACAUACUGGUUCCCAAUAAAAAAAAGUUUGUCUUUAUAAUAUUUUAUCAAAAUGUAUCAUAAUUUGCUCCACCUCUAAAAUUACUUCCCUUUUCAGUAGACAUCACUUAUCAUCAAUUCCUCAUAGAUAAAAUCAAGUCCCACCCUACUUUUCUCUUGUUGAAUAUCAAGUUACAGAAAUAAAAUGGAUUGUGAAUGCCA
Molecule: messenger RNA, 5498 nt
Organism: Myxocyprinus asiaticus (Chinese sucker)
Lineage: Eukaryota; Metazoa; Chordata; Actinopteri; Cypriniformes; Catostomidae
Gene: tdrd7b
Product: tudor domain containing 7 b
Exons: 17
Coding region: 145-3453 (1102 amino acids)
Biological process (GO): lens morphogenesis in camera-type eye; lens fiber cell differentiation; spermatogenesis
Source: RefSeq, a predicted model, not a curated record